Molecule: messenger RNA, 2118 nt
Organism: Vigna unguiculata (cowpea)
Lineage: Eukaryota; Viridiplantae; Streptophyta; Magnoliopsida; Fabales; Fabaceae
Cellular component (GO): membrane
Source: RefSeq, a predicted model, not a curated record
UGUUUUUCUUACUCACGUCAGUAGUAGAAUUCAUUCACACCAUUCCCAUGUGACUCUCUGCCCCUUCUCUCAUCAUCACACUUUCCCUUCUCUUCUCUUCACUUCCUUUUCUCUCCAAUCCAAGCACCGUUCUUUGAUUCGAUGUAACCUCAGCGCCAGGGUUAACAGAUUCUGACCUUCCCCAUGAAGGUUGUGGUUUGUGUUCACUACUUGUUUCGAUUCCACGCCGAAACUUUUCUGCUUGGUUCCUGUCGGAAUCAAAAAUGGCGGCGUGAGUUGUGAAGUGUGAAUUCUGAAGUUAUUUUAGAAAACGAAAUGAAGGUCUUUCCCUUCAUUGGGUUCCUGUUCCUCGUGGCACUGUUUCUCAGCUCGGUUUCAGCUUUUUCUCCAACUGGGUCGAUUCGGCAUCGCGUCAAGUUUAUCAUAGGGGAGGGAGAAGAGAAUUUGGGUGAAUGGAAGAGUGAAUUCACUCAGGUAGCUCCAGCACCGGGGCCUAAAGGUGUGGAUGUUCUUAUUCUGGCGGCAAACAGGACCAAUAGACCUGACAUUCUGCGAGGAUUCCAACGCUAUCGAGGUGGUUGGGAUAUUGCAGAUCAGCAUUAUUGGGCUUCUGUUGGAUUCACUGGUGCAGCUGGUUUUAUUCUUGCUGCCCUAUGGCUUAUCUUGUUUGGCCUGGCGCUUAUGAUUCAUCUAUGUUGUGGAUGGCCAAUUACCAUAAAGGGCAAAGGAUCAAAUCAUUCACAAAGGAUUUGUCUUAUACUGCUCAUAUCAUUCACUUUUGCUGCUGCGACUGGAUGUAUCCUCCUCUCUGUUGGGCAGGAUAAAUUUCAUGGUCAAGCCUUGGACACCCUUCAUUAUUUUGUCAAUCAGUCAGAUUAUACAGUGCAGACUCUGAGAAAUGUCACAGAGUAUCUCUCCCUUGCAAAAACUAUCAAUGUCACUAGGAUUGUUCUUCCAUCUGAUGUCAUGGAUGCUAUUGACAAGUUGAAUGUGGAUCUAAAUACUGCCGCAGACACACUUUCAGAGAAGACAAAUGAAAAUUCAGUAAAAAUUCGAAGAGUUUUCAAUGAUGUGCGUCUAGCUUUGUAUGUUGUAGCAGCUGUGAUGCUCCUGUUGGCUCUUGUUGGGCUAGUCCUUUCUGUCCUUGGAUAUCAGCACGCAAUCCUCAUAUUUGUUAUCACUGGAUGGUUACUUGUUGCUACCACAUUCAUUCUUUGUGGAGUAUUCAUGAUCCUUAAUAAUGCAAUUUCUGAUACCUGCAUGGCUAUGGGAGAAUGGGUGGCAAAUCCACACACCGAAUCUGCUCUUAGUAAUGUCCUUCCGUGUGUUGAUCAGAGUACCACAAACCAAACACUCUUCCAGAGUAAGCAAGUUGUCACCAACAUUGCAAAUGUUGUGAAUGAAUUCAUCUAUAAUUCUGCAAACCUGAAUAUAACACAAGGAAGUCCUGGCUACUACAAUCAGUCUGGGCCUACAAUGCCAACUUUAUGCUACCCUUUUGACUCUCAGCUUCAAGAGCGUCAAUGUACAGAUCAGGAAGUUUCUUCCGCCAAUGCCUCAAUGGUUUGGAAGAACUUUGAAUGUGAGGUAUCUGAAUCUGGCAUUUGCACUACAGUUGGCAGGGUUACCCCAGAGAUUUACUUGCAGAUAGUGGCUGCAGUGAAUGAAAGCUAUGCGUUAGAACAUUACACCCCACCUUUACUUAGCCUUCAGAAUUGCAAUUUUGUGAGAGAGACAUUCACAAAAAUUACUUCAAGCUACUGUCCUCCAUUAAACCACUACCUGAAGAUUAUCAAUGUAGGACUUGGCCUGGUUUCAGUUGGUGUUCUGCUCUGCCUUGUUCUUUGGAUACUCUAUGCAAACCGCCCCCGAAGAGGGGAAGUGUUUGAGAAGUCAUCCUUGGCGGAAACCGCCACAAAUUUACCCUUGACAAAUGCAAAUAGUGAAGUAUAGAUUGUAAAAUAAAAGUCAGUUGAUAAAGUAGAGUUUAUUGUUUUACAGUUCCCUACUAUGUAUAUCCAUCGGGAUGAAAUGAAGGUGCUGCGAAGCUGCAUCUGAGCUUGAAGAGCAACAUUUUGUCUAUAUAAAGAAAGCAAUUUUAUUUUGUUUUUAGCUUUA